AUGGAUUACUGCAAAGCUUUGCGACGAAGGAGCUUUAUCAGAGACGUGAAUAAACUCAAAGCAAUUUGCAGCGCUCGUGAAGAAAUGUCUUGUACAAUAACUCAUGAUGUUGUGGCAAUUAAAACCUUACAAGAUCAAAAUAGCAAGCGUUGCAUGAAUGAACGAAAUAUCAUGAACUUCAAUAUUUAA
Messenger RNA from Clunio marinus, 189 nucleotides. Lineage: Eukaryota; Metazoa; Arthropoda; Insecta; Diptera; Chironomidae. The record is from the annotation of a GenBank genome assembly.